This is a messenger RNA of Puccinia graminis f. sp. tritici CRL 75-36-700-3, 1975 nucleotides long. RefSeq lists its product as uncharacterized. The transcript is spliced from 3 exons. Bases 161 to 1348 code for a protein of 395 amino acids. The record is from RefSeq and is a predicted model, not a curated record. NCBI's taxonomy places the organism in Eukaryota, Fungi, Basidiomycota, Pucciniomycetes, Pucciniales, Pucciniaceae.
CCGCGUAAAUCCAUAGUGCGCAUACUCCUUCGCCCUCCUCCUGUUGACCAUCCACCGAUUUCCUACAUAGUGACUGACUUCCUACUAACAACAACGAGCAGCCCAACCAACCGGAAUUUCUGCAGACACACUCUAAGAAAACUUCCCUGCUUUGGCCAUCAUGUCCACCGAAACUCCUGCCAUCUCAACCCCACCAUCAUCCCACCAACCAACCGACCUCCCAUCACCGAAGCUCGAGAUGGACGAUCAAGGCCCAUCGCCAAUGACCAUGUUGACCUUCUUCAAAGGUCCCUCACGAAACAAACUGGCCGAAAACCCAGUGAGAAAAUCGAUCUGUUUCGGCUUGGUAUCCCACCAUCCCAGUCAACAACCACAGCCUAAUCGACAUGCCGAUAGACCAAGAGUGGUCACCAACUGGAAAUCUGAAAGCGAGACUCAAAGAGAGAUCUUGAACAGUUUGGAGCAACCAGUCUUUUCACCUACUAUGAGCCAUAACAGAUCCUCCUCCUCUCAUUCUCAUCCGACCGACCAACGAAUCGAACCAUUAAACCUAAAAUCGAUUCCCGCCGAGGUCUUACUUCCGUUCAAUGAGAGAGAAAACGAGAUUGUUGAACUGUUGGCUGAACCCCAAAACCUGGGCUUAUAUAAGCGAUUGAAGGAUCGAUUGUUACAAGCCGAGUCCUGGCCGAAGUUUGAGAAGGGGUUGUUGAGAGCAAGUAGAGAGGAGAUAGGAGAUCGCGAAUGGAUCGUCGCCAUCCGAGCGCUCAUCGAGCCACUUGAUGAUCAUCUCUGGGUCAGUUUCCGUGGUUUGAUCGGGGCCGACGGCUUGGAUGAUCAAGAGAGCAAGCCGGCGAAAGAAGAAGACUGGCACGUCCAGCCCUUCAAAGUCAGGCGCUCCUCGAUUCGCUCGACCGAUGGUCGUCGUCGGAUGGAUAGCCACCACAGUCGUUCGAUUAGCAGCGACUCGUCUCUCUCUGGCGUCGGGACUCUGGAAUCGGAUAUGGAGGACUCGUUCAGCAUGGUCAGCCAAUCUCCUCGGGCAAGGAUGGACUCGAUCAAGGAACACGAUUUCCUCGAGUCCGAGCUGGAUGAUCCUGAGGCCCCCGGGUGCGAUAGUCCUGGUAUGAUCCCUCAGACCGGCUCGGACUCCGGCGACGAUCAAGCAGACGACAGUCAUGUCUUGGCCCUCAAAAUCCUCGACGGCCCAUCUGACCCAAUUCCUUCUUCUUCCGAUCCCAAGGGCGACGUCAAACAUGCCUACUGCCUGCUUCCUCAUGGGCUCAAGUAUUCGUUUGGUCAGGUCGUCGAUCAUGGGCUGGGACUCCAAUCCUUGAACGUCCCCGCAUAAAAGAUCCUUAGGAUAUAACAAUCCACUCAUCUUAUCAAAUAGCAUUCUUUUUUUCUAUGUACCUGAAACAUGAUUCUUUUAAAUUUCUUUUGACUCCUACGAUAUAUCGUCACUUGUACACACACUCACAGGCUUAUCUUCUUUUUUACAAUCAUCCCCGCUCAAUCUCUCUCUUUUGCAUUGUCCCUUUUUUCAACUUACUCAGGCUCAAAAUGCAGAUAGUAUUAGCACUCACCAUUAAUUAUUGUUUGGAUUCCUUAUCAUCAGCAUCUUCUUCUCCUUUUUUCUCCUCAAAGUCUUAUAUUCGGAUCUUUCAAUUUUUAGCUCAAGUUUCUUUUUGAUUGCCUUUCCUUUUCUGAAUCCCCCCCAAAAAAUAUAUAUACGUGUAGAUUAUGUUUUGUUGUUGUUGUUGCUGUUGUUUUGAUUUUGUUUCUACUGUCUUUGUGCAAAUUUCUUUCUAUCUUCUUUUAAAACUUAAAACAUGUACGGGUUUUUUGUAAUCUCUUUCACAGAUUACAAUCCCAUAUUCCAAUCAAAUACUCAGCCACCCAUUCCGCCAGUCUUGGCCCACACCAGGAGCCGCACAUGUGCAUGAAGAAGUGCUUAUUUCUUGGUCUUUGCACAUUU